GGCAACCAAAAUUUUCAACUCUAUCCGUACUGGACAAAUGAAAAAUGUACAGAAAUUUGCUUACUUUAUGGUUUUGGAUUUCGAAGCAACUUGUGAACAAGAUAGAAAAAUUCCAGUUGCUGAAAUUAUCGAAUUCCCCGUUCUCAUGAUAAAUGCUUCUACAUUGCAAACUGAGGCUAUUUUCCAUCGCUAUGUUCGUCCUACUGUUAAUCCAACAUUAAGCGAUUUUUGUACAGAACUCACUGGUAUAAUACAAUCCAUGGUAGACGAUCAACCGGAUUUACCGACUGUACUCAAAACGUUUGAUUCAUUUUUAGAUGAGAAUAAUCUAACGAUAAUUCCGUAUCAAUUUGCUUUUGUGACGUGUGGUGACUGCGAUUUAAAAACAAUGUUACCAAGGCAAUGCAAGGUUCUAGGUAUAGAUGUUCCUGACUACUUCAAACAAUGGAUAAAUUUAAAACAGGUAUAUUGCGAUGUUAUGGGUCAAUUUCCAUUCGGUAUGAUGUCCAUGCUGUCGGGACUAAAUAUAAAACACACUGGUCGUCAUCACAGUGGUAUUGGUAAUGUGUAGUAUUGUCAUCAUUAUUUUUAUUUUUACUCACUUCAUAGUCUUAGGAACUAAGUUAAUCUUUAUUUUUAGACCACCAGUGAAAGCCCGGGAGCACUGAAAGAUCGUCUCAUUUUAGCAGGAGACUCUUCAUCGGUGAGUGCUGGACUUGAAUGCUUAACCUCUAGACCACUGAGCCAGCAUUUAACGGUGUUAAUUCCUAACGUCAAUCAAUCCGCGAUAUUGUGCUACCAUCUAUAUUGAAUUUAUUUUGAAACGGAUUUGUUGAAAAUAUUUCUUUAUUCAUUAUAUGUGUACGUAUGAGCGAUGUCAUCCGUAUUGUUGGCUCGUACUAAGCUUUUAUCUUAAAAGCAAAUUCAUAGCAGUUAUUUGGUAUUGUUGAAUUCUCGGUAGCUCUUUAAAAAAGCCUAUUUAUGAAACUUAGAUUAUUACUAUCAAAUUCACCGCGAUCUUUAUCUUGAUUCCGCUGUUGUUUUCAUACUAUUUUAUUGUUACAUGAUAGAAAAAUAAGUGAUGUAAGUUUGUGAAUCAUUGUUUCUAUUAGUUAAUAAGUAGUCGAUAAAAGUAAACUCGAUACUAUUUCUCAGAAUUUCCUUUAAAUGCAGGCUGAAAAAUUUCAUUCAAUCAAAGGCGAUGUAGGAUUUUGCAAAUCUCAACGAUAAUGUCUAAACCUAUUGAUUAGGUUCAUUAUAACCGUUAACGAAUUCACAAACUGAUAUUACAUCUUCACUUGACCGCCUUUAGAUUUCUUACAUCUUUUCUGAUUGUCACUCACUUGAUGACUGCAUGAUACAUAAACAAUGACAUCUGCAAUUGAAUACUGGCAAACCGCGUUUGUAUUUUAUUACCAUAGUCCAUCUCACAUAGCUAUAAAUUAAUUAAACUAGACUCUUAAGUAUUGUACAUUUCUUAGUAGAUAUUUGUCCAGUCUAAAAAUGUAUUUCAAUAUCUUUGUUCACAGGAGUUAAACUAUAAAGUUUUGAAAAUUAGUACUCGUUUUAUCAAGUUAUUACUAAGUGCUUAAGUUGUCCGUUGUUGAUAUUAACGAAUAAAUUUUAAUAAGCCAUCGUUGACAUCACUACAUUCUGUAUAUAUUGCCUCGAUAUAGCCAUUUUUUACAAAUCAUUUAGACUAAGUGGUUUGUAGCUAAACGUUAUUGGCUCUCUAGACUCAGUAGCUUAAUAGGUAUAGAAUUGGUCAUUUAAAGCGAAAGGUACUCUGUUCGAGCCCCAUUAUGAGCAUCCGUACUGGGAUGCAGGCACAUCUAACCAACUAGUCAAAGACAAGACGAAAAUAACUUCCUGGAUUCGAUUGCUAGCUAUAGUUUAUUUAUUCUGCAUAACUCGAUGCUUAUUUAGAAUAUAUAUUAGUAUUUUUUCGCAUUUUAUUGUUAUUGUUUUUGUGAUUUCAUUCUAGAUGAUUGUCAUAAUAUCGCAAAUAUUUUAUGUGAAUUAAUUCGAUGUGGUGCUUCUCUAGAUAUUACUGGAAACAUAAAAUAGUGUAUCUUGUUUCAACAUAUGUUGGUGGGUAAUUAGUUUAUUUUUUUCUGUCAGAAAAUGUAUAUAUUCCAUCUUGCAUGAAAUAUUCCAUAUUAAACCUGCGGAUAAGAUAGCAUGCCAUAAUCAAUACAAAAUUUUGUGUGAAAUGAAUAACAGAAUUCGAUUCGGUUCCAAAAGAUAAAAUUAUUAUGCAAAUGUAAAUAUCAAAAGUAAUAAAUAUACAAUCAAGUGUUAGAUAAAGUGUUACUGUUACAUUAAAGGUGUAUGUGGAGGAAUUUUCAUGCAUUCACAUCAAGACAUACAGAGUAUUCUUACAGUAUUAGAAUUGAAAAUAUAUGUUGCAAUUAAUAAGAUAUGAUUACAGUAUUAACUAGAUUUAAUAUUAUCGGCUUAUGUACACACUCAAGAAUAUGACUAUAGAUUUACGUCACACUGGAUACCAAAAGUUAUCGGAAAUUAAGUCGGCUACUGAAUCCGAUUAAUUAGUGUGGAUUAGUAAUCGGGAGGAAUUAGGACAAGAAAAAAAUGAAGACACAAUAUACAUAGAUUUAACACUGUCUCCCCACUCACCAAAAAGGACGACAUGACUUUCCCUACUUUCACUGAAUAAGUAGAAGAAAAUUAUAGCAUGACCGUUACUGGAUCUCAUUCUACACCAUGUCUGAUGACGUCUCAAUCUACUGUAUUGCACCACCUCUAGGAUGCUGACCAGGGAUUCGUGAAGGACCGACUGAGAUGGUUGGGCCACGUAUUACGUAUGCUAACCGGGGUAGGGGAUGGUUGGAAGAAAGUUAGGGGCGGCCAAACCAAAACGUGGCAUCAGUGCCAUGUUGGUAGAUGCAGACUACUUGGUUGGGGUCCGCGUGACCAAUGGUUGGAGACUCUUGGUGACAUGGCUCAGAAUCGAUCACAAUGGCGUCCGUGUAUACACUAAGAGACUAAAAUCACUUCAUUCUUUCUGUCUACGAACUAAUUCGUUAUUCCUAUACUAUAUCCUUAUUGCAACCUUUGACCUAACCACUCCUAUGAAUCCGCUGUUCAUCUUGCUGUGCUAAUGAGGUAUGGCAACCUGGACCGAUGCACAUAUGUGCCUGGUCCUACGUUGUAGCUGACUGACUGACUGAAGGACCGACAAAAGUCAAUCCUCUGCAGCUGUUUUUCGUAACUCAACACCAUGUUAUGCACUGCAUACUACUUCACCUUUUCUGUACACUGUCGAACCUCUGCAUUACUAACAUGGUUUUGCCACUAAAUGUCAGCGAUCUCUCGGAGACAACGAUGAUGAAACACAGGAAGUUGUCUGGAACCCUCGAUUCGGAUAGGCAAGGUUUCACAAACAGCUCUCAUUGACACAUCGUGGGUCCGACCUUUUACAGCCAGACUAACCGUGGAGGCGCUAAAGAUGACCAAGAAUGACAUCAGCCGCUCUGGCUUUCACCAGAUGUAAAUUGAUAUCGCCACUCACGCCACCACCAGCACUUACGCCAUUACCUAGAUACACGAACCUCUUGACUACUUCUAUCUGUUCACUACCCAGGGUGAGUGCAAGAUCAGGGUCCUGUCAGUCUUGUAAAAGUACUUUGCGCUUGGAAGGUGCAAAGCACAUACCAUACCUACGGACACUGAUUGAAAACUAGUUAAGUGCGUAGUAUGGCUUGGGUAACAUCAUACAGUAAGACACCAUCAUCCGUAUAGUCAGGGUCGAAAAGUCUUUGUCCAGCCGACAUCCAUAACAUCACUCUCUACAUCCAUCAGAUCUGUUUUCAGAACGUCGUCGAUAGCAAGCUUGACGAGGAAUGGUAAGAUUGGGUAACCCUGUCUAACCCCACUGCUCGAAUGGAACAAUGGAGAAAGGUGGUUGUAUGCCCUCACUCUGCUUGAGGUGUUUGUAUAUAGGGCUUUUAGGAUGUCAAUAAACUUCUAACGCACACGCUUCUUCAAUAGACAAUCCCAGAGAACAGUCCUAUCCAACGAAUCAAAGGCAGCCCUGAUAUCAAGAAACACUACGAUUGUUGGCCUUUGAUAUGUAUGACGAUGUCCUAACAUUUGGCGGAGGGUGAAGAUAUGAUCAAUACAUCCUCGCCCGGAACGAAACCCAGCCUGCUCCUCGCGGGUCAAUCUUUCUCGGGUUUUGAACAACCUACGAAGUAUGACGGAAGCCAAUAGCUUGGACGCAAUCGGAGGUAGACUUAUCCCCCGAUAGUUGUUACAGGAAUGGUGUGAACCCUUUUUAAUGAUAGGGGCAACUAUCGACUCAUUCCAUGGCGUUGGUACACCCUCUAGUUCCGACAGUUGCCAGAUGCAGCUGAUGCUUCUAAUUCAUUGCCAUGAUCCGACCACCAGGCUUCUUGGUCCUUACUCAGUCCCUGCCUAAAUUCAUUUCUUCGUUUGUGGUCAUCUAGAGUAGACGACGGGUUCUAAUGAGUUUUUAGGACCCUGAAAAAACCCAGUGCUCAUAAGCAGGACGUUUUGCGAAGCCGGGAGCGAAUUUAUUCGCCGUCUCCAUGGCGUCAUAAUUGCUAUCAAUGCCUGUCUAUAUUUUGCUGUCGGACAACAGCUAGUCUUGAACCUAGCUCGGUUCCACAUCUAGUUUCGACAGAAGCUGCAACCAAUUCGCUGACGUCAAUCCGUUUAGGAUGAUGAAUUUGUUGGCCACCAAAAUAGUCCGUUUAGUUACUCCAAAAAAGCGGCGGUAUUAUACACAACGACACUGGUCGUGAUGCGAUCGACCUGAAUCUAGGCUUGAGAUGCAGUAGGACGCCAGGCAGCAUAUCGCUGACGACUGUGCCCGUAGUUAGUGCUAGCCGGUAACAGGUCUUAGUCUGCGCACAGUUGCAGUGGACACUCACCGUCACCCGACCUGCAACCAAUAAGUUUCCAUCAGUCACCUAGACGACUCUCCUCUGAGUCUAGACACACGAACUGCAGGAGCAUAGGCGGAGACGACGUAUAAACAUGGUUCUUCACACCAAUUUCUUCGUAAUUUGAUGGAGCUAACAGCACGUAGCCAACUGUUGAUAUGGGUCCGAUCGGUCUGUACUGUCUCAACUCUAGCGUUUAGUGCGACACCAACGCCAGCAAAAACAGAGGAAGAUUCCACGAGAUCCCCGGAAGAACAUAUGUGAAACAAGAUGUUGGAAGCGUCAGAUGGGAGUGACUUUGUAGUACUUCACUAACGCCCUGAAUAUGGUUAUGUGACAGAAAACAGACAUUGAUGCUGAAACUUUCCAAAGAGAUAGUCAACCCUAUCCGUUAUCCCAUACGCAUUAGUACGCGGACGUUGAUUGGGGCCAGUUUUGCUGGUUUAGAAUUCGUAAUCGAUGAAAGCAUUCAACUUUCGACUAGUCAGUGACUUGGGAUCGUUUAUAGGGCAAAUUUUCUCCAACAUAGGCGAGUUACUGUAGAAUCUGAAGAAUAAAUGUAAUAUAACAAAUGGAAAUAAAGAAAUGGACGAAUGGUUUGAUGUCAAAUAAAAACGAGUAUUAACAAAUUGCUCUGAGUAUAAUUCGCAUGAAUGAUAAUUGAAACCUGAAUAAUUGCUCUCUGAGCUUUUGGCCUAGAGGUCGAUCCGCUAGUCAGUGUACAAACGUUGAUAGGUGUAGUCCCGUGGUAGAUGAUGGGCAACCAUAAGUUCAUGUAUCAUUUAUUCCUUCUGGAUUCCGAAGCCCAUGCGCACCGAUGGUUUGAAAUCAGGGUCUUCCGACUCUUUCAGGUGGAUCCUCCGUACCAUCCAACCCGGAUAAAAUGAGAACAUUCACUUCUCGUUCGCUAAAUUUCGUGAAUAACAGCACCACCAUGAGAAGGCAGAAUAGGACUUCCCCAACGGUGGCUAUACGAAUGACCAUACGGAAGCGUUUCGAGAGAGAACAGAUCCUCCCUACUCUCGUCCGUGCCUGGGUAUCUGGCGUUAUGAAUUCGAGCGUAUUGUAUGACGAUGAGGUGCUUCGUAAGAUAUCACCUUUCGGACGAAAGACCAGUUAAAGUUAUGUCAGACGAAAAACAAUGUGACUACGUUUUUCCGCGUAUUUCUCUUUGUCGGCUCCAUUGCUCCUCCACACCUGCUUGCUUGCUUCUGCCCAUUCCUCCUGUGCUCAUCCCUUUUUCGCCGUCGUUCGACUGUUCAUUGCUUCUUUGAUCUCUUCAUAGUUGUCGUUCACAAUAGUCUUUUCGUUCAGUAAACCGUGUAAAGCCUGGAACCUGCUGUUAGGAGUUAUCUUGAAUUCGUUGGGUUUGCCAGUAUCUCGUAGGACAGUGUAUUAUGCCUAUUUCAUGCUGUUUUUCCAGAUGUCCCAUUGCUUAAUCCCAGUUUCAUCUUAACCAUAUCCAAGUGGUGGUCUGAAGCUAUGUCAGCUCUUCUCCUGCUUCUCAUGUCUUCUACUGACCUUGUGAAUCUUUCAGCGAUGCGAUUAUGAUCGGUUUGGUUCUCAGCAGUGUGGUCCAGCGAGGUUCAUAUAGAUUUGUCUGUGCGUUUGUCGAGGAUCUGUGGUGUUGGAAUGAACCAGUGCUAUAAGGAAAGGUUGGAAUGCUAAUUUGAAACGGAGAUUUCCUAUCUAUUUUUCAAAGCGGGAUGAGUUAUCUACUACUCCUGAUGGUAUUCUGUGUUUAAACGAUCGUGUUGUCAUUCCUCCUUCAUUGCGUAAAUCUGUUCUUGGUGAUCUUCAUAGUGGUCAUUUAGGUGUUGAGAAAAUGAAGUCCUUGGCAAGGCUCACAUGCUGGUGGCCAGAGAUAAAUGCAGAUAUAUGUCGUACGGCAAACAAUUGUGAGAAAUGUCAUCAGUUGAAAAAUCAUCCUUCGAAGUGGGUGCCAUGGCCAGUAUCGUCUGAGGCCUGGCAGAGGAUUCAUGCUGACUAUUGUGGACCAUUUCUUGGUAAAUACUACGCACUAGUAGUCAUUGAUUCUUUUUCAAAGUGGCCUGAACUUUUUUCACAACUUCACCAAAUUCUGAUUUCACAACACGAGCAUUAAGAAAGGUGUUUAGUCGAGAAGGUGUUCCUUUGGUGUUGGUGACUGAUAAUGGCUCACAUUUUGCUGCAGAUGCAGUCACUACUUGGUUGAACGGUAUAGGGUGCAAACAUCUAUUUACUGCUCCCAGACAUCCGUGUUCUAAUGGUCAGGCAGAGAAUUUUGUUAGGACAUUAAAGACUGCUAUUGAUUCUAUAGCCCCCUCAACAUUUAAUGAGCUGGAGAGGGGAGUAGAUACCUUUCUAUUGCAAUAUAGAAAUGCCAAACAUUUUGUGACGAAGGAGACUUCAGCGAAGCUAUUGAAAGGAAGAAUUCUUCGGUCGAAUAUGAGAUGUCUGGAGUCUGCAGAAGUUACAUACUAUCGAGGAAAUGAUCUUCGACCAUCUACAGGUAUUGUUCUGAAGAAUGUCGGAAAAUCGAUUGUGCGAAUUCUCGACAUCGAUAACUUAAGUACACACAGUCGACAUGUAGAUCAAAUACAAUUUCAGGAACCAGGUGAGUCAGUUCCAAUUUCGAUUGUGAAUUCUAAUGCUAAUUAGCAUAUUCUAGAUAAUACAGAAUCCUUACCCAAUACAAUGUCAGACAGACUCAGGAUGAAUUUGAGAAGAAGAUGUACGAUUGAUUACAAACACCUAGACUCCAAUUUAAGCUGUGGCGGAUGUGGUGUUUGAAUGAACCAAUGAUACCUUUGUACUGGUUGAAUGUUUGAUUUCGAAUUCUAAAUACAAUACAUUCGUUUG
This is a messenger RNA of Schistosoma bovis, 7769 nucleotides long. Lineage: Eukaryota; Metazoa; Platyhelminthes; Trematoda; Strigeidida; Schistosomatidae. The record is from the annotation of a GenBank genome assembly.